GCGCUGGUGUUGUUGAGCCGCGUUAGCAUUACAGUGGAAGCGAACAGGAAACGACAGGUGAAUCCAUGUCCGCCGCGGAGACAAGUGGCUAAAAAAGAAAAGGUUAGCUCGAGCACGGCGAGGAUGUCUGUCCCGUCCGGAGAGGGAUGAAGAUGACACCGCUGCUGUGGAGGAUUGUGUCAGCGUGGCUCUGUGUGGCUGUAGUCUGUUGGUGCCCCGGUCGUCAUGCCGGCUGCACGGAGGGGCUCCCGAGGCCGACCGGCUCCUCACGCCCCCCAGGACGACGGCCCCGUGAAGGAGCCCAGAGAGGAGCCUCAUCUGUCAAGAUGGAAGAAACCGUGGUCUCACCUGCUCAGUCAGCAGAAAGUGAAGAACUGAUGUAUGAUAAUGAGCACAAAGAGGAGAGGAGUGCACAAGAUGAGACCGAACAACAACAUGCUGUGACUGUAGAGACUCAGGAGUUCUCCUCAGAGGUGGAGCUGGAUGCAAACCAAGAAGCCAAAGCUGAACCAAGCCCCGCAGGUCCACAUCAUGAAGCAGCCGACACCACAGACCAGGACCAGGACCAGGACCAGGCCCCCCUGCUGCCCCCCUCAAACCUGGUCUCUGGCUCUACUGAUGAGCCUCAGGAAGACUCCCUCAUCCCGGACCUUCCUGAAGUCAGCCCAGCGAGUGUGUCGGGAGAAGCAUCGGACGUGGCUGAACCUCCGGCCAGCGGCUCUGAUCUGCCUCCCAGUGACUGUGAAGAGGAGGAAACCAACCCUUACAGCAGCGACAGUCCGCCAGUCGUCCUGGAGAACACUUCAAACGCUCACACUGCAGGUACCAAAAGCCACGCCGACCCCCUGAGCUCUCCGAGCAGCCAGAGCUCGCCGCCGGUGGAGAACGUCUCCUCCCACGCCAUGAAGGAUCAGGACUUCAGCUCCCCCGCCGCCGCAGACACAGACUCCAGCGUGAGCAGCAAAGACCCUGAGGACAUCCCCACCUUUGAUGAGUGGAAGCGGAAGAUGAUGGAAGUGGAGAAGGAGAAAACUCUCACGACUCACACCUCUAAUAACGGAGCUUCUCACACUGUGAAGAAAGUUCAGAAGAACUUCAAUAAUAACUACGCGUCAGUGGAGUGUGGAGCCAAGAUUCUCGGCGCCAACCCAGAGGCGAAGAGCACGUCGGCCAUACUGAGGGAGAACAUGGACCUGUACAUGCUGAACCCCUGCAGUAACAAAAUCUGGUUUGUCAUUGAGCUCUGUGAGCCCAUCCAGCUCAAGCAGCUGGACAUCGCCAACUUUGAGCUCUUCUCUUCGACUCCCAAAGACUUUCUGGUCUCCAUCAGUGACCGGUACCCAACAAAUAAGUGGCUGAAGCUGGGGACCUUUCACGCCAGGGACGAGCGCACGGUGCAGAGCUUCCCUCUGGACGAGCACCUCUAUGCUAAAUAUGUCAAGAUGUUCACCAAGUACAUAAAGGUCGAGCUGCUCUCCCACUUCGGCUCCGAGCAUUUCUGUCCACUGAGUCUGAUCAGGGUGUUCGGCACCAGCAUGGUGGAGGAGUACGAGGAGAUCGCCGAUCCCUCAGAAAGAACCGAUGAUCCAGAUGACGACUUGGAUUAUCCUCCUGGAUUUGCAGCCGGAGAAGCCAAGUUAUCCAACAAUUUGAUUGGCACAGCUAAAGAUGCCAUUUUGAACAUGGUAAAUAUCGCUGUCAACGUUCUUGGGGGAGGCGAAGAGGAGCAAGGCAAUCUUUCAUCUCAGGAAGUGAACAUGACUGAACCAUCAGCUCCGCUGGAAACCAGCGAUCAAACAGCAGAAGACCUGGCUGCAGUACCAGACGCUGAAGAUGGGACCUUACCACCAGACUCUGAUGUUCCUGAAACUCCAGAUGACCCCGUGACGGAGACGCUAGCCGUCCCAGAAGACGGCGCUGAAGAGCUCCCCCCAGUGGAGGAGAUAGUUAUUCCUCUGGAGAAAGAAGAGGAAGAACCCAUCGGUUCUACAAUCAUCCUCCGGGAGGAGGAGGAGGAGGAGGAGGACGAGAAGCAGGAAGUGGAACAUGACGAGCGGCAGCAGGAAAGCCUGAACUACUGCGCUCUGGGCCCGUCGCCGUCUCCCUCCUGUUCUUGUGCCGCUUCUCACUACGAGUUCCUCCAGAAGCGCUGCUCCGCCUGCGUUUCCAGAAGGAGAACAUGCCAAACGACGGAGAGCAGGAAGCCCCCUGCCCCCCCCUCCUGCCCGGCCCCCCGGCAGCCCCACGGCCAAACACAUGAACCAGAACCGGCUCCUGAUCCGCAGCCAGACGGUGUCGGAGUGGCACCAGCGGCGCCGCGGCCUCCGGGGAUCGUCCCUGCCCGCCUUUGACCCGCUCUGCUGGAGCCCAGUCAGACCUGGAAGCCCCCAGAGCCAGCGCCGCCGAUUCAUCCUCUGCCAGAGAAACGGCGGUUGCGAAAACUCCGCCGCCGCCGUCCUGUGAGCCCGGAGCCAGAGCAGAGCCGGGAGGCGUCGUGGGCCGAGGAGGCGCAGAUCCGGCCCUCGCCGUCUGUCGGCGUGUCCGUCGAUGCCAGCGACACGGCGAGCGGCGUGUCGGCAGAGCCAGAGGAGACCACCGGCAUCGACGUCCCUGCGCGAGGAACCGGCGGCGCGGACGGUGAAACCCGAGCCGAGGCGGAGCGGCCUCCGCCUGUCCCGCCCUCCGUCAGAGAAAAGGACCCCGAACUGGCUGGUCCUGACAGCUCCUCCACAGAGAGCUCUUCACCAGACGCCGCCACAGAGCCGGAUCCGUCCGGCGGUCCGGCGCCUGCAGACGGCAGAACAGAGGAUCUCCCAGACGACGGUUCUCUGUCCGCCGGCGGCGCCGGUCAGCCGCUCCACCCCUCCGCUCCGGCUCCGCCCUCCUCCGCCGCGCCGUCCCCGUCGGACAUCUACGCCGAGCCGCCCAACGGCACGGAGCAGAACGGCAACGCCGUGCACGGCUCCAGCCAGAAGGAGUCCGUCUUCAUGAGGCUCAACAACCGCAUCAAGGCCCUGGAGAUGAACAUGUCGCUGAGCGGCCGCUACCUGGAGCAGCUGAGCCAGAGGUACCGGAAGCAGAUGGAGGAGAUGCAGAAGGCUUUCAACAAAACCAUCAUUAAACUUCAGAACACGUCGAGGUUAGCAGAGGAGCAGGACCAACGGCAGACGGAGUCCAUCCAGGCGCUGCAGGGCCAGCUGGAGAACAUGACUCAGCUGGUCCUCAACCUGUCUGUCCGGGUCAGCCAGCUGCAGACCGAGGUGUCGGACAGACAGAAUUACCUGCUGCUGUCCCUCCUGCUGUGCUUCAGCCUCAGCCUCCUGCUGUGCGCGCACCACUGCCGCGUCGCCGCCGCCGCCUCCCCGACCGCAGAGCCGGAGCCGCCGACGAUACCCAAGAGCUACACCUACUGCUGCCCCGACAGGCCGUUCUCCUCCUGCGACGACUCGGGCCUGAAGAGGAGCGCCUCUUACCCGCUCAUCCACUCCGAGUCUCUCCAGUUAGCCGCCAGCGACGGCCCAGAUGUGCUGCGUCCGGAGGAGACCCUGAGUCUGUGUCCAGGAAGCAGGAAGAGGCGACGCCGUAAGAUGAAGCCACCGGAGAAGGUGGAGACUCUGAAGCCCUCCCUACAUCCUGCGCCGGAUCUGUGUAACGGCGCCGUGCUGUGCAACGGAGCGCCGGACGCCACGCUCCCGUCCAAGAGGCUGCUCCAGCCCGCCUUCAGAGACUCGCCGUCGGAGGGCAGCUCGGAGGGCUCCUCCCACUCGGACGACCCGUCCUUCUGCGGCAUCGCCGCCGCCGCCUGCUCCCGGCUCUGCGACGGCCUGCCCCCGCCCGGCACGCGGGCGGAGCGGCGGGCGUUGAGGCGGCGGCGGCCCAAGCCCAGCUGCGCGGUGGUGGACCUGCUCCAGGCUCCUCGGAGGGACGGGAGCCGACCGUUGUCCAUCUCCUCCAUACAGGACCUCAUGCAGAGGAGGGCGGAGCCCGGCGCCGGGACGCUGGUGGCGCUCUCAGGUCCGGUCUGACCCAGACCAACAGAAACGCUCUUCCCCCCCAACAGGACGGACGGUGGUUCAGCCCUGACCCCGGAGGCAGCUGCUCGCUUCAGCAUGAGACAAUAUCUGCGUUAGUUCUGUUGUCGUGUUCCCUGUUCACUUCUGACGUUUUCUUUUUUUUUUUUUUUUAUCAGCUUUCAAAUCACGAGAAGUGUCUUCCCAGUUUUUCAUUAAAGCUUUUCUCCUGUGA
Molecule: messenger RNA, 4245 nt
Organism: Salarias fasciatus (jewelled blenny)
Lineage: Eukaryota; Metazoa; Chordata; Actinopteri; Blenniiformes; Blenniidae
Product: SUN domain-containing ossification factor
Biological process (GO): regulation of bone remodeling; protein folding in endoplasmic reticulum
Cellular component (GO): membrane; cytoplasm
Source: RefSeq, a predicted model, not a curated record